UAAAUUCUUGACGAUAGUAAGGUUCCAGCUCAGUCGCAGUUGAGAUGGACUCGUCUAUGUACCUGUAUGAUGUUCCCCCAGUUUUGAUGGAGAAGUUUUGUAAGAUAAUCGACAGCGGUGAUGACAGCCUCGGAUGGCGCGGGCUCGCGGCGCGUAUCGUGCCAAGUUGGACGGAGGUGCGACGCACGGAGAGGCUGGAGGCAAUAGGCAAGAGCCCCACGCGAGAACUCAUCUGGUCGUGGGCGCAACAGAACAAAACUGUUGGGGACCUUGUGAAGGUGUUGGAGGAUAUGGGUCACUACAGAGCUCUACAGUUCUUUAUUCCUCAAGAAACACAGCAUUCCUUCCCCAACAGUGGACCAUCAAAGAGCAGCAGGGAUAAUCCCUCCCCUCCUCAGUUACCCGCGCCACCCCCACCUGCCAGCGAGUCGACCCAACCUGGUUGGAACCAGUCUAAUUAUCAUGUGUCAAGUGAAGGUAGAAACCACAGGCUUGUGAUCACCUACUCAGACGUCAUAGAGGGAACUAGACAUUUUCACCAGGACAUGAAGAUCUCUGAGGGCAGCUUCUCUGCUGUCUACAGAGCGGUAAAGGGAAAUGAAACCUUCGCUGUCAAGCUCUUCAAGCAGGUGCAGAAAGCCUCAUGGAGGAAGUUGUGGGAUCUAUUCAGGAGAGAGAUGGAAGUUCAUCAUCUCUACCAGCAUCCUAACAUCUUAGAGCUGUUGGGUUGUUACUCUGAUGGGGAUCGUUACUGGCUGGUAUACCCUUACCUUCCCAAUGGAUCUCUGUUCCACAGACUGCAUGACCAGAACGUAGUGCCUCCUCUCUCAUGGCAGGAGCGUCUGGACAUCAUCAAGGGGACGGCUAAGGCUGUACAUCACCUACACAUGGCUCAGCCCUGCACUGUGGUCUGUGGGAACAUCACAAGUUCUAACAUCCUGCUGGACGAGCGGCUGCACCCCAAGCUGUCUGAUUUUGGGACGGCCCGUCUCAGACCCCACUCCGUCAGUCAGAGCUGCACCGUUACCUUGGAUACGACCUUCGGAACCCUGGGCUACCUGCCGGAGGAAUACAUACGAGACGGAAAGCUGUCCGUCAGUCUGGACGUGUUCAGCUUGGGAGUGGUUAUAAUGGAAAUGAUAACGGGACGGAAAGCUAGAGAGGAGACUCCUAAACACACCCUGCUGAGAAACGUCCUACGUGGAGAGUUGGAGGACACUGGCAGUGUAGACUCCUGUCUUCAGUAUCUGGACCCGAGAGCUGGUCUUUGUCCCCACUCUAUGUCCUUUACCUUGUUGCGUCUAGCCCUGGACUGCACCUCUACACGACCACGCAACAGACCCACCAUGGAGAAUGUGUUACAGGUAUUGAGCCAGCUGCUUCCCCUGCCGUGCCCACCUGAAGACCAGCCCCACACGCUGACCGACGAGGCCCCAGCUCCCCCUGCCUCUCCUGCCCAGACGGGACAGGGCCCCAGCUCCAACCCCAGCCCCAGUGUGCCUGUGGAGGAUGAUGAGCUGCACAGUUACCCCGUUGAGAACCCACAGCCAGCUCCAGCUCAGGGAGGGCCCUGUGAGUGUAGCCAGUCAGAGGUCACUUAUCUGGGCAGUGGGGAGCGGAGCAGCCACCUGUCACAGGAGGGGGCUGGGGAAAGAGCAGGGCUAGGGGCUGAUGAGGCUGACCAGAGCCUACAGACCAAUGGAGAGCCAGUGGAUCUUUACGGUAGCUGGCCAGUCCAAUGUAGCUGUUCAGCUGAGGUGAAUGGACUGGGCUGUGAGGACUGUAGAGCCAAUGGGUUUACUCCCUGCCCCUCAGACCUCCCUCAAGGUGACCUCAGCUUCUCUUCCCUCAGUAUAGUGGACAACCCUGCCAAGCAGAGAAUGAUGAAUAAGAUUGAUCUGUACAACAGAGGCCUCCUCAGAACAGAGGAACUCCUCUCUGUCUCCAUGACCACCCAGGAGUGACAAAGCUACAGAGGAACUCCUCUCUGUCUCCAUGACCACCCAGGAGUGACAAAGCUACAGAGGAACAACUCUCUGUCUCCAUGACCACCCAGGAGUGACAAAGCUACAGAGGAACAACUCUCUGUCUCCAUGACCACCCAGGACUGACAAAGCUACAGAGGAACAACUCUCUGUCUCCAUGACCACCCAGGACUGACAAAGCUACAGAGGAACAACUCUCUGUCUCCAUGACCACCCAGGACUGACAAAGCUACAGAGGAACAACUCUCUGUCUCCAUGACCACCCAGGACUGACAAAGCUACAGAGGAACAACUCUCUGUCUCCAUGACCACCCAGGAGUGACAAAGCUACAGAGGAACAACUCUCUGUCUCCAUGACCACCCAGGACUGACAAAGCUACAGAGGAACAACUCUCUGUCUCCAUGACCACCCAGGAGUGACAAAGCUACAGAGGAACAACUCUCUGUCUCCAUGACCACCCAGGACUGACAAAGCUACAGAGGAACAACUCUCUGUCUCCAUGACCACCCAUGAGUGACAAAGCUGAUCUAGGAUCUGCUUGCCCUCCCCGAAUCCUAAUCUUAACCAUUAGAGGUUAAAAACACAAAACAGACCCCAGACCAGCAUCUAGGGCAACUUCACUACUCUAAAUGACACAUGCAUACAGUACAUAGCCUGCUGAGAGAGAGGGUUAACUUAUCCAUAUAUCUGACUUAGUCAUUGCUGGGCCUGGUUAAAUGACCUGGUCCUGGUUAAAUUACCUGGCUCUGGUUAAAUGAUCUGGUCCUGGUUAAAUGACCUGGUCCUGGUUAAAUGACCUGGUCCUGGUUAAAUGACCUGGUCCUGGUUAAAUGACCUGGCCCUGGUUAAAUGACCUGGUCCUGGUUAAAUGACCUGGUCCUGGUUAAAUUAUCUGGCUUUGGUUAAAUGACCUGGUCCUGGUUAAAUGACCUGGUCCUGGUUAAAUGACCUGGCUCUGGUUAAAUGACCUGGUCCUGGUUAAAUGACCUGGCCCUGGUUAAAUGAUCUGGCACUGGUUAAAUGACCUGGCCCUGGUUAAAUGACCUGGUCCUGGUUAAAUGACCUGGCCCUGGUUAAAUGACCUGGUCCUGGCUCUGGUUAAAUAACCUGGCUCUGGUUAAAUGACCUGGCCCUGGUUAAAUGACCUGGUCCUGGCUCUGGUUAAAUAACCUGGCUCUGGUUAAAUGACCUGGCCCUGGUUAAAUGAUCUGGUCCUGGAUAAAUGACCUGGUCCUGGUUAAAUGACCUGGCUCUGGUUAAAUGACCUGGUCCUGGUUAAAUGGCCUGGCUCUGGUUAAAUAACCUGGCUCUGGUUAAAUGACCUGGCCCUGGUUAAAUGAUCUGGUCCUGGUUAAAUGACCUGGUCCUGGUUAAAUGACCAGGCUCUGGUUAAAUGAUCUGGCCCUGGUUAAAUGACCUGGCCCUGGCCACUCAGCCACAGGAUACUGUAGAUGGUUUCAAAUCUCCCUUUCUCUAAAUGACUGUAUGGAUCUGGGCUGGUUUCCCAAAAAGCAUCGUAGCACUAUGAUCACCUUUCGUCCAUUUAGUUUCAAUGGAAUUAAAGUCAGUGCUACGAUGCUUUUAGGAAAUCCAGCCCUGGUAUGUGACGAGACGUGAUGUUCAUAUGGUUCACAUGUCCUUCGUUGUCAGUAAAUUAUGCUAAAAAAUAUAUUCUUGUAGAAAGGUAUUUAUUAUCUGCUGACAGAUUCCAUUUUAUAUUUCUUAUUUAUAAAAUUAGGAUAUGAUUUAUACAGUAGUCUUUAUAAAACAUUUUAUAAAGAUCAUUUAAAAUGAUGGGGCGGCAGCGUAACCUAGUGGUUAGAGCAUUGGACUAGUAACCGGAAGGUUGCGAGUUCAAACCCCCGAGCUGACAAGGUACAAAUCUGUCAUUCUGCCCCUAAACAGGCAGUUAACCCACUGUUCCCAGGCCGUCAUUGAAAAUAAGAAUGUGUUCUUAACUGACUUGCCUGGUUAAAUAAAGGUAAAAAAAAAAAAAUGGGUUCAUGCAAAAAUGUUAGCGUGUAGAAACAGUGGGAAACUAAACCAAAGCAUGAAGUGCUGCCAUACCUUGUCCAUAGGCCGCUGACAGGGUAAGGAAACCAAUGUGUCAUUUUGUCAUUUGGGUCAACUAUCCCUUUACUUAUGUUUUGUAAGAUGACAUUUUUUCAUGCCUUUUAUUAAUUAAUAAAAUAAGAUUGACAAUG
This is a messenger RNA of Oncorhynchus kisutch (coho salmon), 4190 nucleotides long. RefSeq names its product interleukin-1 receptor-associated kinase 3. Lineage: Eukaryota; Metazoa; Chordata; Actinopteri; Salmoniformes; Salmonidae. The transcript is spliced from 14 exons. Gene Ontology annotation, molecular function: ATP binding; protein binding; protein kinase activity. Gene Ontology annotation, cellular component: plasma membrane. The coding region runs from base 45 to 1964 and encodes 639 amino acids. Gene Ontology annotation, biological process: signal transduction; protein phosphorylation. The record is from RefSeq and is a predicted model, not a curated record.